CUUUAUUAUUUUUUACGAUUAAAUUGUAAUUUUUUGUUAUAUUUGCUUUUUUUUCAUUCAAACAAUGUGUUUGUUUCUGAUGGUACCUUCAUUUCAGUUACCAUCAGUCAGUUACUAAUACCGUUGACUUGAAAUGUACUUGAUGAGAUAAGUGUUCCAAACAAUUACUAUGGCAUCAAAUGCGGAAGUUUUGAAAUGGCAGCGUUUUUUUACUGCUGCUGGUAUCCCAGGUGCGGUUGCACUGAAGUACUCAAAAUCCUUUGUUGAACAGCGCAUGCAGUUCACAAUGUUAGAUGCCCUGGAUAAAUCGGUGCUGAUUGAGCUCGGUAUUGUAACAGUGGGAGAUCAGAUCGCUAUUCUGCAACAUAUCCGAAAGCUGAAAUCCUCUGGGAAAGAAGUAAUGGACCACAGCUCGUCAGCAAUGAAAUCGGACAAUAUAUCUGCCACAAAAGAACGGAAAGUGCCAUCAGCAGCACCAGACCGUGACGACAUCUAUCAUAUCCAUCUACCAAUCGGUGCGACACCAAAAACGCGAGCCAUUCUUCAAAAACAUAACAUGUUAAAAUCUGCAGGUUUGUUGAAACGUGGUUCCGAUGGGAUACGACAGUCAGGAAAGGAUGUUCUUCCAUCGGCAAAACAGAAUAUUACAGUCCGUCAGAGUAGUGCAACAGGCAGCAAAUAUGCUACCAAUGUGGCUGCAUCGUCAGAGGUGUCUUCUACCACGGAUGAAUUUUAUGGCCGUUUGGGUGUUAAAGGUCUCGUGUCGGAUCACUUGGGUCCACGAAAACAUUCUGUUGGGAGUAGUCGAUCCAAUACUUCAUCAUCAACAAGUUUAUUUGGACGUGCCAUCAACGAAAGUGCAUCGAGUCGUAUUGUAGAGCCAGUAUUCAGAGUUAGACUCAGCAACAUGGAGGUGUGGAAUCCUCGCAGCAGAACUGGGUCAAAGUUCACGGGAGCUAUAAGAAAGCAAAGGAGGCAAAGCACUGCACCUAUGAAGAAUACUGCGCGCUCGAUUGUCAAUAAAAGACGUACUCUUGAUCGGGACAGACCAUCCGUCUUUUAUCGUUUGGGUUGAAUCGUUGAUAAAGUGUUUGAUUUGAAAAUGCUAGUAUUCUUUUGGAAAGGGUAUGGAGCUCAAGUCCAGAUUUGUUAUCAGCUCGCAGUUAAAGUCCAGAUAUGUUAUCAGCUCGCGGUUUCGUCGUGCUCGCAGUUAAUCGCGUGUCAUUUUCUGCUAAAAAGUUGCAGAGAUCUUUGUAACAUUGUCUUGUAUUAUUUUCAAUUUCCGUCUGUAGAACUGUCUCUCUCACCCUUCGUAAUUUUAGAUUUUUCAGUUUUUCCUUACUUCUCGAGAAGUACUCGUCUUCUAAUUAGC
Loa loa (African eye worm) is the source of this 1372-nucleotide messenger RNA. RefSeq lists its product as hypothetical. The record is from RefSeq and is a predicted model, not a curated record. The transcript has 8 exons. Lineage: Eukaryota; Metazoa; Nematoda; Chromadorea; Rhabditida; Onchocercidae. Bases 170 to 1075 code for a protein of 301 amino acids. Gene Ontology annotation, cellular component: nucleus. Gene Ontology annotation, molecular function: protein binding.